AUGGCGCCGCACCGCCGCAGCGAAGACAUGGAGCUCAGCAGCGACAGCGACGCGGCCGCGCCAGCCGCUGGCUGGAGCACCAGCAGGGUCCUCGGCUGCGCGGCGCUGGCCUGUGCCGCCUGCGCCGCGGGCGGCUUCGCGGCAGGCGGCAUGGCUUGUCGACCUGCUGGGAAGAAGACCGCAAUCGUGUCAGAGACAAGACGAGCGGACAAGGCGAUGGCAACGCGCAGUGAGAAGGACAGCUUCGGCCCCAUCGAUGUCCCAGCGGACCGCCUGUGGGGCGCACAGACGCAGCGCAGCCUGCAGAACUUCCCGAUCGGAGACGCGCCAGACAAGAUGCCACUGCCUGUGAUCCGGGCCUUCGGGAAGCUGAAAAAGUGUUGCGCCAAGUACAACAUGGACGCUGGAAGGUUGUCCAAGGAAAUGGGCGAGGCUAUGAUGAAGGCCGCGGACGAGGUGGCUACUGGCGUCCACGACUCCCACUUCCCGCUGGUCACUUUCCAGACUGGCUCUGGCACCCAGUCAAACAUGAACGUCAACGAGGUGAUCUCGAACCGCGCCAACCAGCUGCUCGGCGCCGAGCUGGGCACCAUGAGCCCAGUGCAUCCCAACGACCACGUCAACAUGGGCCAGAGCAGUAACGACAGCUUCCCGACGGCCAUGCACAUGGCCGCCGUCGAGGAGAUCCACCUGCGUCUGCUGCCUGGUCUGGAGCGCCUCGAGAAGGCGUUGCAGGCCAAGAGCGAGGAGUGGGCCGGCAUCAUCAAGAUUGGCCGCACGCACUGCCAGGACGCCACGCCCUGCGUCGGUGGAGUUCUCUGGCUACGCCGCGCAGGUGCGGGCCGGCAUCCGGCGGGUGCAGGGUUCGCUGCCCGCGCUGUACGCCCUCGCCCUCGGCGGCACCGCAGUCGGCACUGGGCUGAACACCAAGAAGGGUUACGCGGAGGCCAUUGCGGCGACGAUCGCGGAGGAGACCGACGGGCAGGCCGUUCACGUCCGCUCCCAACAAGUUCGAGUCCCUCGCCGCCCACGACGCGGUGGUGGAGUGCUCGGGGGCGCUCAAGACGGUGGCUUGCAGCCUCAACAAGAUUGCCAACGACCUGCGGCUGCUGGGCUCGGGCCCUCGCUCUGGGCUCGGAGAGCUGA
Messenger RNA from Prorocentrum cordatum, 1146 nucleotides. Lineage: Eukaryota; Dinophyceae; Prorocentrales; Prorocentraceae. The record is from the annotation of a GenBank genome assembly.